AUGUCAAAGGCGGUGGUUUGUGUCCUAAUAGCCACCGCCAUAUUGUGCCUUAUAAUCAUAUUAUCCCCAUUGAACCUUAAGGAACCUAAAGGUAAAGGCCUUAAUCGUAGGUUAGGGUACAAAAUACUUGAGCAUGCACCAAAUUUUGACCCUCUUAUAAUUGUGACAAAGAUUGAGAGAGAGACAGAAAAAAAAGAGCAACAUGAUGAGCAUUCUCCUCCUCGUAUGUUGUCAACAACAUCGACGGUGAGUGAGGCUUUGGAGACUUAUCAAUAUCUUACAUCGGGUGGAAGAUUGAACACCACGUUGAGGUUGAUCAUUUUGUUCCCAUUGUUGGAUAGAGAACCCAAAGAUGGUGUUGUUGGUUUCAAUGAGUUAGAGGCUUGGAUUUCUCAACGAGCUGUUGAGAGAUUGGAUUAUGUCACCCAGGUUGAGUUGGACUCCAAGGACAAGAAUGGGGACUUCGCUAUCUCUUUUACCGAGUUUCUACCUCAGUUUUCUGAAAAGGAUAUACAAAAAAAAGAUAUGGGGCAUGGUGAAGCAGGAUGGUGGAUGGAGAAAUUUGAUACUGCAGACAUUGAUCACAAUGGACUUCUUAACUUCACCGAGCUGAGAGAUUUUUUGAACCCAGAAGACAGCAAAAAUGUGGAAAUGCUGAAAUGGAUGUUGAGAGAUAAAAUUAAGCGCAUGGACGAUGAAAUGGAUGGGAAACUGAAUUUCGACGAAUUUGAAGACCAUGUAUAUAGUACUUACGUAAGUUAUAUGGACUUUGAAACUAAUGGAGGGAAUGUACCUGAUGCAAAGGAUAAAUUUGCUGAGCUUGAUGUGAACAAGGACCAGUUAUUGUCACCGGAAGAAUUGAUACCGAUACUUCCUUACAUCUACCCUGGAGAGCUAGCUUAUGCUAAAUAUUUCACGUGCUAUUUAAUGAAUGAGGCUGAUGAUAAUGAAGAUGGAAAAUUGUCACUCCAGGAGAUGCUUGAUCAUGAAUUUGUUUUUUACAACACAGUUCAUGCAGAUGGGCAUCAGGAAAGCGAUGAUGAACACGAUGAGCUUUGAUGUAUGAAUAUAAAAAUAAAUAGUGAACUAGUUCUUCCUGAUUAUGAUUUUGUAAAAUAUAGAACUCAA
Molecule: messenger RNA, 1128 nt
Organism: Gastrolobium bilobum
Lineage: Eukaryota; Viridiplantae; Streptophyta; Magnoliopsida; Fabales; Fabaceae
Exons: 6
Coding region: 1-1059 (352 amino acids)
Cellular component (GO): endoplasmic reticulum
Molecular function (GO): calcium ion binding
Source: RefSeq, a predicted model, not a curated record